GGUCGGGCGGCGGCCGUAGAGCCGCCAUCUUUGGUCCAGUGCGGCGUCGGCGGCGUCGGCGGCGGCUGCUGUGGUGAAGGAGGAGGAGGAGCCGAGCGGUCGCUGGCACCAAGGCCUGACCAUGGAUGAGGAAUACGAUGUGAUCGUGCUGGGGACUGGCCUCACUGAAUGCAUCCUGUCAGGUAUCAUGUCUGUGAAUGGAAAGAAGGUGCUGCACAUGGACCGAAACCCCUACUAUGGGGGCGAGAGCUCUUCUAUCACUCCCUUGGAGGAGCUGUACAAGCGCUUUCAGUUGUUGGAGGGGCCCCCUGAGUCGAUGGGCCGGGGCCGAGACUGGAACGUUGACCUGAUCCCCAAAUUCCUCAUGGCCAAUGGGCAGCUGGUAAAGAUGCUACUGUAUACAGAAGUAACUCGCUACUUGGACUUCAAGGUGGUGGAGGGAAGCUUUGUCUACAAGGGGGGCAAGAUCUACAAAGUGCCAUCCACUGAGACUGAGGCCUUGGCUUCCAAUCUGAUGGGCAUGUUUGAGAAACGGCGUUUCCGCAAGUUCCUGGUGUUUGUGGCAAACUUUGAUGAGAAUGACCCCAAGACCUUUGAGGGUGUUGACCCCCAGACUACCAGCAUGCGUGAUGUCUACCGAAAGUUUGACCUGGGCCAGGAUGUCAUUGACUUCACUGGCCAUGCCCUGGCGCUCUAUCGCACUGAUGACUACCUGGACCAGCCCUGUCUUGAGACCAUCAACCGCAUUAAGUUGUACAGCGAGUCCCUGGCCCGGUAUGGCAAGAGCCCAUAUUUGUACCCACUCUAUGGCCUGGGUGAGCUGCCUCAGGGCUUUGCAAGAUUGAGUGCCAUUUAUGGGGGAACAUAUAUGCUGAACAAACCUGUAGAUGACAUCAUCAUGGAGAAUGGCAAAGUGGUGGGCGUAAAAUCUGAGGGAGAGGUGGCCCGCUGCAAGCAGCUGAUCUGUGACCCCAGCUACAUACCGGACCGUGUGCGGAAGGCUGGCCAGGUUAUCCGCAUCAUCUGUAUCCUUAGCCACCCCAUCAAGAACACCAAUGAUGCCAAUUCCUGCCAAAUCAUCAUCCCCCAGAACCAGGUCAACAGGAAGUCAGACAUCUACGUGUGCAUGAUCUCCUACGCACACAAUGUGGCCGCACAGGGCAAAUACAUCGCCAUUGCCAGCACCACAGUGGAGACUGCAGAGCCUGAAAAGGAGAUUGAGCCAGCAUUGGAACUGCUGGAGCCCAUUGAUCAGAAGUUUGUGGCUAUCAGUGACUUGUAUGAGCCCAUUGAUGAUGGUUCUGAGAGCCAGGUGUUCUGUUCCUGCUCCUAUGAUGCUACCACACACUUUGAGACAACCUGUAAUGACAUCAAAGACAUCUACAAACGCAUGGCUGGCUCUGCAUUUGACUUUGAGAACAUGAAGCGCAAACAGAAUGACGUCUUUGGAGAAGCUGACCAGUGAUUGCCGAACCCCCCUCCCUUAGCCCCUGCUGCCCCCUCCCCCAUCUCUGUUCUCCUCGAGGGCUGGGGAGACAGUAUGGCUGGGCAACCCUGUUUCCAGCAUCCUCUGCUUCCCCCACCACAUUCCCAUCACCCACCUCAUUGAUUCACUGACCAAAUCUUUAACCUUAGUGAUGGUUUGGGAGAUGGGGGUUGGAUAGCAUCCUCUUUCUUGGCCCCUCCUUAUUCUAGGAAAAGAGGGUUCUUCUCCUUGUGUGUGUCCCCCCCCCCCCAUUCUUCUGCUCUGUUCGUGAAGGACAUGGAGGAAAACCUGACUUCUACCCUCACUGCUCUUAACCCCCAUUGUAGUGGCCUUUGGAGAUGCCCCCUGCCUCCCCCCACCAACUCUAGUGUGUUGGAAAGAAGGGGCCCUCCUAGCACAAAAUUGCAUUCCUCCCCUCCCCCAUAAUUUAUUCUAAUUUAUUAACUUCUGUCCCCCUUCCAUCUGAGCCUGAAGCCCUCUGAUGCAGCCUGGGGGCUGUAGAGUAAGCUUCUUCAGCCUCUCCUAGCCCUGGCAAAGCCUAGGGAAGGGGAGAAGGUUUAGGUGUGGCCCCAAUGGAGGGUUGAUCUUGUUGUUUUUAUUCCUUGUCUUUGUGUUCUUUGGUACUUGCUGAGAGAAAAGAAACGUGAGCAAAGCAGAAGGAGGUGGGAAAAUGGAUCCAAACCCCGGUGUGCCCUGCCCCAUGCCUUUCCUUUAGUGGUGGGAAACCCUUAUCUUGCAAAGUGAAUGUGUCCCUUGCCCUAGCCUCUAGUGUAUUUCACAGAAAACAAAACCUCCCAAUAAAACUGUGUUGAAACCUGAACCUGGAUCUUUAGGUUGAAUUCCCAAAAGCUGGGUGCUUGACAGGGCCUUGGCUGUCUGGGUUAGAGCCCAGGCACAGCAACUGGCACCAGGAAUGCAUCUCUCAAAGGUCAGUGCAGGGGAAGCAGGAAAGCUAGCAUCUGGCCUCGGUUGGAGAUCAAGGUACAGAACUAACCUCUGGGUCAAAAUAAGGAGACAGAAAUCAGGGAGCAGCCUUGGGCCUGGCGAAGGGAACACUAGAUCUAGCUUUGGGUAGGAGUCAAGCAACCUAUAGGCGAACAAGUCCGUGGGCCGAUGCCAGACC
Molecule: messenger RNA, 2609 nt
Organism: Urocitellus parryii (Arctic ground squirrel)
Lineage: Eukaryota; Metazoa; Chordata; Mammalia; Rodentia; Sciuridae
Gene: Gdi1
Product: GDP dissociation inhibitor 1
Biological process (GO): small GTPase-mediated signal transduction; protein transport; vesicle-mediated transport
Cellular component (GO): cytoplasm
Molecular function (GO): Rab GDP-dissociation inhibitor activity
Source: RefSeq, a predicted model, not a curated record